AUGUCAGACGCACACUUCCUCACCUCCCCCUCCCCUUCUCCCACCCCACUCUUCCACUGCGACUACAGCGACUGGUCUCCUUCCUUCUCCAUCAUCCCGUCCGUCUACCUGCUGGCCUUCCUGGUCGGUUGCCUCGGCAACGGCCUGGUGCUGUGGGCCUACCUGGACCGGGCUGAUGGGAGGGCAACUGGAAAACGCUGUUGCACCGGCAUUUUCAGAGGCAGCCAGCAGAACAUAAGCGACGCCGGUAGAUCUCCCACCGCGUCCGUUCCCCAGAGGAAGACGGAAAACUGUGGCUCUUCCUCCUCUCACUCCUCCACCUCGUCCUCUUAUCGCCCCUCCAGCCCUCGUCCCUCCCGCUCUCUGACAGACUCUCUCAUAGCCAGCUUGGCGUUAGCCGACCUCUGCUUCCUCGUGACUCUCCCUCUGUGGGCGGUCUACACAGCGAUGGGCUACCACUGGCCUUUUGGGCAACCCCUCUGCCAAAUCAGCAGCUUCCUCACUGCGCUCAACAUGUAUGCCAGCGUGUUCAGCCUGAGCAUGCUCAGUGUGGAGCGGUACUGGGUUCUGACUGGACGCCGGCACGCCAGCCACCGCGCCUCGCAGAGGUGCCCCAGCAGGGCUUUGUGGAUACUUGGAGGGGUGUGGGUGCUGGCGGGGGUGCUGGCACUUCCUGGUUUGCUCCUGCGCUCUGUCAGGGAGGUGGAGGUAGACCUUGAAUCUGAUUAUGACUGGCAGCUGGAGCCGGUUCAUCCUACGACUGACUCUGGAUCAGUCAUCCUCUCCUGCCAAAUGGAUUACUCCAUGCUGAUCGGAGCGGAGGUGGAGGAGGCCGACCGAGAGCAGGCGGGGAUGUGGUGGGCGGCCGCGUUGAGUGUUAAAUCAACGCUCAUCGGCUUCCUGCUUCCUCUUGUCAUCUUGCUGGUCUGCUACUGCUCAUUGGCCCAGCUCCUUAGCAGACAUUUUGGGCGGGGCCCGCGUCCUGACCGAAGGCGCCAGCGAAGACUCCUCAGGGUCAUCGUCACUUUAGUGAUGGCUUUCUUUCUGUGCUGGCUGCCUCUGCAUGUUAAUAAGACUGUCGCCAUGCUGCUGGAGUUUGGUUUUGUCCCACACUCCUGCUCUUUGGAUCAGAUUUUAUUGUCUGCUCAGCCAUACGUCACCUGUUUAGCUUAUCUCAACUCCUGCCUUAACCCUCUCCUGUACGCCGCAUGCGACCCGUCGUUCCGGAAAAGAUGCAGACGAGCUCUUCUCCUGCUGUGCAGGACGAGCAGGAGGGGAGGAGGAGGAGGAGGACGAGAGGGAACGCCGGGAAAGAAAGAUGAAGAAGAGAAAGACGAAAGGAGUUCAGCUUUUCCGUCGAGAACACAAGAGGAAACAGCAGAUAAGACAGAGGGAGAAGAGGAGAUGGUGGGGGCCGUGACUGCUGAGAUUACUGCUUGA
This is a messenger RNA of Cyclopterus lumpus (lumpfish), 1440 nucleotides long. RefSeq names its product apelin receptor 2 (gene aplnr2). Lineage: Eukaryota; Metazoa; Chordata; Actinopteri; Perciformes; Cyclopteridae. Gene Ontology annotation, molecular function: G protein-coupled receptor activity. Bases 1 to 1440 code for a protein of 479 amino acids. The transcript has a single exon. The record is from RefSeq and is a predicted model, not a curated record. Gene Ontology annotation, biological process: immune response; G protein-coupled receptor signaling pathway. Gene Ontology annotation, cellular component: membrane.